This is a messenger RNA of Plenodomus lingam JN3, 2100 nucleotides long. NCBI's taxonomy places the organism in Eukaryota, Fungi, Ascomycota, Dothideomycetes, Pleosporales, Leptosphaeriaceae. The record is from RefSeq and is a predicted model, not a curated record.
AUGUCGCCUUUGAAGCGCCCAAGUGACGAUGCCGAGCAUGAAGACGGACGUAGAGCUGCUCCUGGGCGCACACCGAGGAUACGGGCCUGUAAGCUAGCAUGGACAACCUCCCCCUCAAAAAGAAAAAAAAAAGAAAAAGCGAAACAGUUUGCUGAUCGAACAGGCGCUGAGUGCAAAAGGCAUAAGAUCAAAUGCGAGCCAGUCGACAACGAGAUCAAGUGUGCAAAAUGUCUGCGAAGUGGCACGGAAUGUGUACCCUACAACAUGAACCAGCGUCUCCUAGACGAGGAUGCUGCAUGGAAAUCCAACGCGACUGCAGAAAUAGAACAGCUUCGUUCAGCGGUGCAAUAUCUCCUACAGCACAACAAACUGCCAGCCCUGGAACGUCUCAAGGAAGAGUCACCUCCCCAUCCAGAUUCCGGACACCACGUGAACAUUAGUCCCACCAAUAUGACCAACGACAGUAACCAUCUCGUUGUUCCCGUCGCGCCCAUGGACAUGACGCGAGAAACCUCGGUCGAGCAUGAAUCGGGUGAAGAGUCGGAUCUGGUGACCGCCCCCAUGCGAAGUCUGUAUGAUCUCACGCGAAUCCGUAACCUCCGCAGCAGUGUGCGCUGGAGACCCAACUCAAAUUCGGUAGAGGAGGACUUCAUUGCUCAAGGCAUUGUGCCUCUCCACGAAGCCGAGGAUCUCUUCAAACGCUACAUGCAAGACAUUCGGCUCUACCUUUGGGCGGGCGUCUUGUUCCCCUACGACACGCUGGACGGAGUUCGCCGAAGCUCCAAGCUUCUGACAGCCGCCGUCCUCACCAUUGCAGCUCUCCACACACCAGGCCGAGAUGAAGCAUUGCAAAAAUGCUACAACAUCUUCGUCUCGCUGACGUAUGGUGCCUGUCUUUCACGCCCCCAGAAUCUCGACGACAUACGAGCCUUGGCUCUUGCGGCCUUCUAUCUUUCCAACCUCAGUUGGAAGCUCUCUGGUCUGGCUGUACGAAGCGCAGUCGAGAUGAACCUGCAUCAGUCCUACCAGAAGCUGAUGCGAGGACACGAAGGACAGCGGGACAAUGUGCGUCUUUGGUAUGCUUUGUAUGUGUGCGACCACCAAUUCAGCAUCGCCUACGGGCGUCCACCAAUCAUUCACGAGGAUGUCGCUGUCAAGAACAUUGAACACUUUCUCGACAGUCCCAAGGCCAAACCCGGAGAUAUCAGACUAGGCGCCCAAGUCACGCUCUUCAAGAUACUCACAGAGGCCUACAUCGCCUAUGGCAGCGACCCAGAACAGCCGCUGACCGAACCGGACUUUCAGCAACUACGGCAGUUCAACUUUGCAAUCGAGCAAUGGCGGCUAGCAUGGCAGUCGAGGUCAGCUGAUAGUCCAUCCAUUGGCUCCUAUCCAUCCAAGGGCGUGGUGCUUUACUAUCACUUUGCACGCUUCCAACUCAACUCCCUAGCGCUCCGUGCGCUGCCUGCACCAAAUGCCACAACUUCAGAGUCCUUGUCCUACGACCGGCGAGAGGCCGCCAACAUUGCCAUCACAGCCGCCACAAGUACCCUCACCCUCAUCUUUGAGGAGCCAGAUCUUCGCAAAGCGAUGACUGCAGUACCCAUCUUCACACACACCAUGGUCGCUUUCUGCGCCACCUUUUUACUGAAAAUGGCAAAGACAUGGGGCGGCAUGGCCCAAGCGCAUUCACCAGAAUGGGCCACAGAGCCCAUUGGUCUCGGUCUGAACUUUAACAUCUCACAAGUCCUCUCCUUGUCCAGACGAUCUUCAAGCUUCCUCGCAAAGGUUGCUGAGAAUCUCAAUGAAAAACACAUUACGCGACAUAUCGUCCACGGCAUCAACGACCUCUUGAAGCGUCUCGACGUCGUCGGAACCCCCUCUGCUACCUCCAACCACAUCAUGGCCCAGGGCCUCUCCACAGCACACACCCCAGGCCUCCUGUCCACAUUAAACACGGCGCCUGCUACCAAUGGCGACCCCACCAACGACUACAACAUGUACGAUCUGAUAGGCUCUUAUGGCUUUGGCUUCGACGAGACCUUCCUGGGCCAAGUUGCUUCGACGAAUCUUGAUUUCUGGCAGACGGAUCCGUUUUGA